AUGUCAAACGGCGCCCUUGUGUUUUAGCGUGUUGUUGUUGUCGUUGUCGUCGUUGUCGUUGUACGCGGCUCUUCUUAAAAACGGGAAGCAACAGUGCGAUCGAUGCCUAACUUCGGUGUGGUUGAAGUUGCUGCUCGUUAGCUUCAGCAGCCACCGAAACAUGUUGACAGGGAAGUUUCAUGUGAAGCCUCAGAUAUGGAUUACAAGCUUGUGUUCGCAGCCUUGGAGACAGUAUGCGAAGACGUCCUCUCCGUUAUGUGUGGGCCUUCUGAUUUCCCGUACGGCGCUGUUGCCAAUCGCCUGGUCACGUGUAUGAGACGGAUUCAGGAGCACGGCCGAGCCCUGGAGCCCGUCGUCGGCAGCUUCACCGCCGUCUUCCACCAUUACGACUUCGACGAAGAAACGCCUGGCAACGGUUACCGCACCCUGGUGAAGGUCUUCCUGUCUUGCCUUUUGCACAUCAUCCACAAAGGCCGUUACAUUGCCUCUAACUACAACAGUGCCUUCUUCAGGGCGGACCACAAUGCCUCUGAGAUGGAGGCGUACUGCAGCGCUCUGUGCCAGCUGCGUGCCCUGCUGCACCUCGCCCAGCGGCUGAUCAACGACAACGACUACGGCCAGCUGUACUCUCUUCAGGACGGGGACCUGAGCCGCAGGUUUGUGCAGGAGUACAGCUCCAUGCACAAAGCCUGUUUCUAUGGCCGCUGUCUGGGCUUUCAGUUCUCACCGGCUCUGCGUCCGUUCCUCCAGACUGUUGUCAUAAGCAUGGUUUCAUAUGGAGAGACGUUUGGUAAACAGCAGUCUAGCUUGGGUAUUGCUGCCCUCUCCCUCCUCACAUCAGGGAAGUACGUCAUUGAUCCAGAGUUGCGGGGCGCCGAGUUCGAACGCAUUACCCAGAACCUGGACAUGCAGUUCUGGAAGUCUUUCUGGAACCUCACGGAGUCCGGCCUUAUAUCAGGCUUCACCAGAAUAGCCGCUUGCCCAGUGCAGGUGAACCUCACCCUGACUUUGCCUCCUGUCACUCUGAACCUCCCGCUGGCCUCAGACCCCAGUCUAACAGCCACCGUGUCACCUCCAGUAGCCCACUGUGGGCCCGGGCCUGUCCACUUGCGUCUGAUAUCCUAUGAGAUUCGAGAAGGACAGGACACCGAAGAGCUGCUAGCCUAUUCUCGAUCCGAUCCUCCCCCUAUCUCCGCGUCCCAUCUCCCCUGGGUGCAGAAGCAACCUCGCUCCCCCUGGCUGCUCAUCCACUUCCACGGCGGGGGCUUCGUGGCCCAGACAUCCAGAUCUCAUGAGAAUUAUCUUCGGAGUUGGUCAAAGGAGCUGAACGUACCGAUCCUCUCCGUGGAUUACUCUCUGUCACCUGAAGCACCUUUUCCCAGAGCUCUGGAGGAAUGUUUCUACGCCUACUGCUGGGCUCUGAACAACUGUCACCUGCUGGGCUCCACAGCGGAGAGGGUCUGUCUGGCGGGUGACAGCGCUGGAGGAAACCUCUGCAUCACUGUGUCCAUGAAGGCCAUAUCCAACGGCAUCCGAGUCCCUGCCGGCAUCAUGGCCGCUUACCCCGCCACCUUGCUCACCACUGAUGCCUCGCCCUCCCGCCUGCUCACGCUCAUUGACCCUCUGUUGCCCCUAGGUGUUCUCACAAAGUGCAUCAAUGCCUACGCAGGGGCAGACUGUCACACGGUGCAGCCUGCGGUGGGAAGCAGCAGUCUGAGCUCUCUGGGUAGAGACACCGCUGUGCUGCUCGGUGAUCUCACCCAGGGAGCCUCCAACUGGAUCCAGUCCUUUCUGGACCCCCUGCGGACUUCAGACGGCUCCCGCUCGCUGUCAUCAGCACAGAGGAGGUCCCCGAGCAACGAAACUCGCAGGACAUCCACUCACAACUCCUCACCAAACUGCGGAGGUCUCACAGAUUACCCAGAGGGCUUUGAGCCCCUGCGCUCCGAGUGCCUGGCCUUCGUUUCCCCAACUUCCUGCCCCAUUAUCAGGAACCCGUUUGUGUCACCCCUACUGGCUCCGAACAGCCUGCUGAAAGGCAUGCCUCCUGUGCACAUAGUGGCCUCUGCUCUGGAUGCCUUGCUGGAUGACUCGGUGAUGUUUGCCAAGAAGCUGCGAGACAUGGGCCAGCCUGUGACUCUGAAGGUGGUGGAGGACCUGCCCCAUGGCUUCCUCAGCCUAUCACAGCUCGCCAAGGAGACGGACGUCGCUUCAGAAAUCUGCGUGGAGCAAAUGAGGACGAUUUUCCAGCAGGAAAACCCGACUCCUGCUCUUCGCAAACGGCCAAAGCUGGAAGAGACUUAUCAGAGUAACAAUCCAUCGGGCUGAUUGAUUGUGUCAUUACUGGGACUUUGUUGUUCUUGGAUAAAAAAAGAGAGGAGAGAUGCAAUAAAUGUUAGAAAAGUAAACAAGUCAAAGCUGGAGGAAGCUUAGGGACCCUGCACUCAAAACCUUUAUAGGCGACAACGAUCAAGCAAAACCACUAAAAACUUUAUAUAACCAGCUUUAAUGCUAAAUGAUUCCAGAUAUAUACAUGAUUAAGCAUUUUUCUACCAGCAUUUACAAGUUAAAGAUUAAAUGCACAUUGAGAAUAUAACAGAAACUUCAAUGAAAACGACCAGCCAUUGCAGUAAUUUCUUUACUGAUAUAUAUUAAUAUAUAUGUCAGUAAUCGGAGGUGCCUUGAAUUUAAAGUGCUGCUGUAUUUGUGUAAAGUGUUUGAAGAAAAGCUUUGCCUACGUUACUAAACUGACCGGGGUUAAAGGUUUACUUGUACAGGAAACAGACUUCAGAUUCACUUUAUUAUUAUUAUUAUUAUAUUUGAAUUAAUGUGUAAUCUGGUUUUGCCAGUUUUGUCACAUGUUUACAAUAUAUUGAUAAGGAGGCCUUUGCAUUGUAUUUACAAGCAGUAUAUGUGGGUGUAAGAGUAAGUUGUACUAAUGUAAAUUAAUUCUUAUGUCUUAAUAAUAUUUAACACUGUGCUGUUA
Morone saxatilis (striped sea-bass) is the source of this 2986-nucleotide messenger RNA. It is a transcript of the gene lipea, whose product is annotated as lipase, hormone-sensitive a. Gene Ontology annotation, biological process: cholesterol metabolic process; triglyceride catabolic process. NCBI's taxonomy places the organism in Eukaryota, Metazoa, Chordata, Actinopteri, Moronidae. Gene Ontology annotation, molecular function: sterol ester esterase activity; triacylglycerol lipase activity. Gene Ontology annotation, cellular component: cytosol. The record is from RefSeq and is a predicted model, not a curated record. Bases 196 to 2328 code for a protein of 710 amino acids. The transcript is spliced from 11 exons.